CACAAUUACCCAACACAUAACAGAAGGUCCCCAGCAAAGUGAAAUAACCUUAUUUGAGUACAUUUAAGGCCAAAAUUACUUCCCAAAACUAUACCCAACUCCAAUUGCAACCCCGGAGAUGUCUCUCGCCACACACAAGAUGAACGAGAGGCUACAGAGAGAGAGAGGAGAGGAGAGAGAGUGCCGUCUCGUCUGGACUAUAAACAUGGAAGAAAUGCUGAUCUAUUUUGUACGUGGGAACCGCAUGCUCUGGGACCCCUCGCAUCCCUCGUUCCCAAAAUUGGCGAUGAAGAAGAGGAGGGUGGAGGAUAUUGCAGCUCUCUUGAGGCGGGAAGUUGGGCCUGAGGAAGCCUUUGCCGUGACUGCAGAAAACGUCUGGAAGAAGUUCAGAAGCAUGCGAAUAUUCUUCUUGCGAGAAGUGAAGAAGGUUCAUGACUCGAGGAGCAACAUUGGGGAUGAAGGCUACACCUCCACAUGGGCGCACUACAACAGAAUGCGCUUCUUGCUUCAGUCUCUGAGGCCAAAGGAAAAUCAGGAGAGCGAUCACCCCCGCCAUAUCUCACUAUUAGGCUCUCAAUCAACUGUCCAUAACAACAACUCAGAAGUCAGAGCUUCAUCUCCUAUGGCAAAUAACAGCCCAACAAGAUACGAAGCUCCACCCACCCGUCAACCUAAUGGGGUCAGUGAUGGACUUGCAAAAUAUGAAGCCCCCUCGGCAUCCCAGCCCAGAGUAGCUAGCAACGAAGGUCGCAUAACACCCCAUUCAACAACACCCCAUUCAACUACACCCCAUUCAACUACACCCAGGGUCUCCGCCUCAUCCAAUUCAGUAUCUAGGAGUGACAUUCACUACCAAGGCACUCAUAGGAAACGACAGAGAACUGCCAUGCCCACGAGUGACGCUCUGGAAAAGGUAGUGGAGUCUUUACAGAAUAUAAGGAGAGAUUGUAGUGAUGUGGCAGGAACCUUUGGUAACUUUGUGGCUGCUUCUCUCCGUGGGUUGCCAGAGGAUAAGCAGCACGAUGUAAUGUCAUCAAUAACAAGAGUGUUAUCGGAUUCCCACAAGAACUAAAUCUGUCCGUUAUUGCUUUUCAGUGAAUGCAGAAAUUAUUGAUAUAUUUUAAGUUCUUGGAAGUUGGACCAAAGUAGAACUGAUAUUUCAUUUAGUUUUUCUGAUUUUCUUUCUCUCCAUUGUCUAAAAUUUGUGCUAAUUUCCACUUGUUUCUAUAAUGGUUUUAAGUUGAUUGAAAAACCCUGUUUGUAAGGUUUCUGUAUUGAAUUUAUUAAAUUAUUGCACAGGCAGUUUUCAGUUCCAUAUUUAUUUAUAAAACUUAUAAAAAGUUUAAUUGCUUUAAUCUCAUGAUAAUUUUAUAAAGUAAAUGUUUAUAAUUUAACAGAGGAAUAGAUAUAUACCUUUAGGCUUGAAACUGUUAGAAUGUUUUAAUACUGCUGUAUUAAAAGUAAACAAAAGUUUGUUAUCAGUCAGUCUUUGUUUUAAAAAUUAUCCCCUUUGAUUGAUGGUAUUCUAUAAAGGUUGUGUUAAACUGCUCAGGGGACUGUUUAUAUGAAAUAUGUAUCCUAUUGAUAAUUGCUUAAAUUAUAUAUGAAGAAGGGAUAGGUAAGCUUUUCACAAUGUUUUGGCUUUCUCAUUCAGCUCUGCUUGUAAAGAAUAUAAAUAUACAUUAUAUAUAUAUUUUUUUUCAUUAUGCUCUCUACAUGUCUUCCAUACAUGAUGUAAUAGAUACUUUAGUUUUACAUAUGCUUAAAAAAGUCCUUAUUUUGGUUUCAUGUCUUGUUUUCUUUGGGAAAGGGUCCUCUUAAACUCAGGGCUUUACUUCUUUAUUUUGUGAAUAAAGUGUGGUAUUUACAUUUCAAGUUUGUCACUGUUCACACAACUAUAUUUCUUGUCCUAAGUGAAUUAUUGUAAUAUGAAACCAAAUUAAACAGAAGCUCAGUUCCUCCCUAUUUUAAAUCACAGUGUGAGAAUUCUUUCUCAUAAUAUGUGUUUCAGGGACAAGAGAAAAUUGCUCAGCAUAGAGUACAUUCUUUCUCAGUUACUCGCAAUUGAAAAUCCUCGCAAAAAUUCCUUCCCGCAAAUAUCAAAUCAGCUGACAGUCACAAAUCAUAAGGAAAGAUAAACCAGUUAUCUGCAAUCUGGUUCUGUUACUCCUCUCCUUAGAAGAAAAAUGAAUGGUUGUGUAUCAUUCCUUGAGUCCUACAGGGAUUGUGAUUGUGGUAAAAAAUGAAAAGUCUGAAAUUGAAUACAAUUGAAAUAACUUAUUUUUGUUUGUACUUACUUAUGAAUGAGACAAAAAUUACAUGAAUAGAAAAACGAAUGUUAUCUAUGAUGUGAUGAACUGAUUUUGAGGUACUUCACAAUCCUUAUAAUUGCUGCCUACUUCCAUUUUUGAGGAGUGAUGUAUAAUGAAUAAAAAGAAUAUAUACUAAUGCUCUCCCUUUGUGUAGGUGUAAUUUUUAUGUUAGAGCAGUCUUUGGUCUAAAGUUUAUAAUAAAUUAAUUUCGAACAAGU
Molecule: messenger RNA, 2530 nt
Organism: Penaeus indicus
Lineage: Eukaryota; Metazoa; Arthropoda; Malacostraca; Decapoda; Penaeidae
Exons: 3
Coding region: 119-1072 (317 amino acids)
Source: RefSeq, a predicted model, not a curated record